Calypte anna (Anna's hummingbird) is the source of this 3621-nucleotide messenger RNA. RefSeq names its product spastin (gene SPAST). Bases 67 to 1902 code for a protein of 611 amino acids. The transcript has 17 exons. Gene Ontology annotation, molecular function: microtubule severing ATPase activity; ATP hydrolysis activity; ATP binding. Gene Ontology annotation, cellular component: microtubule cytoskeleton. Lineage: Eukaryota; Metazoa; Chordata; Aves; Apodiformes; Trochilidae. The record is from RefSeq and is a predicted model, not a curated record.
CGUCGCCGCCGCCGCCAUGGCCGGUUGUUGUCAGUCCCUGGCAGCGGGUUAUGGCGACGGCGGUGAAUGAAUUCUCCGGGCGGCAGAGGGAAAAAGAAGGGCUCAGCCGGCUCCAGCUCCGCGCCGCCGACGACCGCCGGGGCCUCACCCUCCUCGCCGCCCGGGCCGGCCCCCCCCGUGCCGCCGGCGGGGGCGGCGGCAUCCCCGCACAAGCGGAACCUGUACUACUUCUCGUACCCGCUCUUCGCCGCCUUCGCCCUGCUGCGCUUCGUCGCCUUUCAGCUCGGGCUGCUCUUCGCCUGGCUCUGCGAGCGCCUCUCCCGCGGCGCCCUCAUGGCCGCCAAGGGCAGCAGGGCCGGGGCCGACGAUGGGCCCGAGCCUGGCGGGGCACCCGAGACGGUGCGAGCCUGUCACAAGCGGGCCUUCGAGUGCAUCUCCAUGGCGCUGCGCAUCGAUGAGGACGAGAGAGCAGGACAAAAGGAACAAGCUGUUGAAUGGUAUAAGAAAGGAAUUGAAGAACUGGAAAAAGGAAUAGCUGUCUUAGUAAUUGGGAAAGGUGAUCAGUGUGAACGGGCUCGACGUCUGCAAUCUAAAAUGAUGACAAAUUUGGCAAUGGCCAAGGAUCGCUUGCAGCUUUUAGAGAAGCUGCAGGCAGUUUUGCAAAUUUCCAAGCCGCAACUGGAGGUCUAUAAUGACAGUACUAACCUGGCAUGCCGCAAUGGACAUCUCCAGUCAGAAAGUGGAGCAGUUCCAAAAAAGAAGGAUCCCUUAACACACACAAGUAAUUCCCUUCCUCGCUCAAAAACUGUUGCAAAAACUGGAUCCACAGGACUUUCAGGUCACCAUAGAACACCCAGCUACGGUGGGAUAUCAACUUCUGUGUCUAGGCCAGCACCUAAUGCUGCAGCUUCAACUCAUAAGGCUGCUCCUAAGAAUAGCAGAACAGCUAAGCCUUCUACUCCUACCACAGCUCCUCGAAAAAAGAAAGACUUGAAGACGUUUAGAAAUGUGGACAGCAAUCUUGCUAAUCUUAUCCUGAAUGAAAUUGUUGAUAGUGGGCCAGCUGUCAAAUUUGAUGAUAUUGCAGGGCAGGAACUGGCUAAACAAGCUUUGCAAGAAAUUGUUAUCCUUCCUUCUCUUAGACCUGAGUUAUUUACAGGACUUAGAGCUCCUGCACGUGGUUUAUUGCUGUUUGGCCCACCAGGAAAUGGGAAGACGAUGCUGGCCAAAGCAGUUGCUGCAGAAUCAAAUGCUACUUUCUUUAAUAUAAGUGCAGCCAGCCUAACUUCAAAAUAUGUGGGUGAAGGAGAGAAACUGGUGCGUGCUCUAUUUGCAGUAGCCAGAGAACUUCAGCCUUCUAUAAUUUUUAUUGAUGAAGUUGAUAGCCUUUUGUGUGAAAGACGGGAAGGUGAACAUGAUGCUAGUAGGCGUCUAAAAACAGAAUUUUUAAUAGAAUUUGAUGGUGUGCAGUCUUCUGGAGAGGACAGAAUACUGGUUAUGGGAGCAACUAAUAGGCCACAAGAGCUUGAUGAUGCUGUUCUCAGACGAUUCACCAAACGGGUAUACGUGUCUUUACCAAAUGAGGAAACGAGAUUGAUUUUAUUGAAAAAUCUUCUAAGCAAGCAAGGAAGUCCAUUGACCCAAAAAGAGUUGGCACAACUAGCUAGAAUGACAGAUGGAUACUCUGGAAGUGAUUUAACUGCAUUAGCAAAAGAUGCAGCACUGGGCCCUAUUCGAGAAUUAAAACCAGAACAGGUGAAGAACAUGUCUGCCAGUGAGAUGAGAAAUAUCAAACUCUCAGAUUUUACUGAGUCUUUGAAGAAGAUAAAGCGCAGUUUGAGCCCUCAGACCCUGGAAGCCUACAUUCGCUGGAACAAGGACUUUGGAGACACUACAGUGUGAAUUGCUACUUCAAGUGAAACAAAGUGCUGCCUAAGGAGCAAUUGUUGUAGGCUACUGUAAAGCAGCCAGAGUUUACAGGACUUUACUGAUUUUUAAUACUUCAUUAAAACUUGAGAUUAAGAAAAAAUGUGAAAUGAGUUCAUGACAGCCUCCUUGCCAUUUAGUGAGGAUUUACACACUGUAAGUAAGAGCACAGUAGAACUUGACGUAAUAUUCUUAGCAAUCUGAUAAUGGUUUGAUCAAUAAUACAUGUAUUUUGUUUCAGCUAGAAGGCUCUGAUGAUACUCAUCAUUGGAAGACCUUUUCCUUAUGUUGUGUCUGUGUUUCUUUGUCUUUAAUUUUGCCUUGACUUUGAUGUCUGGGUUCUUCCUGAUAACUACUAACUUACAAUUGGAGGUUUGUAAACUUCUCUUCAGUUUUUGACUUUUUUUAUCCUUAAUGUGCCAAAUAAAACAACUUCCCUAUGCUUAGAAGAAGAACAGCAUUGGGGAAUUCAGAAUAUUAAAAUGUAAAAAAAGCAGCUGGUCUGUUAUUAUUUGUCUUUUUAUUUAGUUGUAAUGUGACUCUACUGUUCACAGAACAGUUUUAAAGACCUUUGAUAGCAGAACAGCAAAAAUGCCCUACUUUAUAAAACCAAUUCAAACAGUCUUUAGAAAUAAAAAAUUACCUAAUUAAAAAAAAUAGACUAAUACAUUCAUUUACUGGCAGUAUUUUCUCACUAUUUUCUCUCUUGUAUUAUUGCAUUUUGUAAAGUUCCAUUGGUAGAAUGUUAGCUUAUGCUUAUGGUGUACAACUGGAAGCCCAGCUGAUGUUUGAGAGAGUAAGUGAUGCUAAUUGUCAAGUUUAAGAAAUGACAUGUUCCUACUCUGUAUUUUGGUCUGUGUCUGAUAAUUGAAAGUAAAAUUUCCAUUGUGAUAUAUUUUUAUUUUAAUCCAUACAUGGAAGCAUUAAAAUACAAGGCUACAUGUUUAAUACAUGGCACACAUUAAUGUUUUUAUAGCUUUCAUAUGUUUGGGUUUAUAUAUUAAAGUAUGAAACACUCAACUGAUCUGCUUUUUUAAAAAGAAACUGCAUCUUUGUACAGACACUUGUUUUUAUUAUAUAAAUGACAAGCUGUUAAAAAAACCCAUGAGAUACCCUUUAAAUACUGUAAUAAAGGAAAACAUCUUUGCCUUUACUUCUAAAGGCCUGACAUCUUGUUUACAAAUUCUACAUGGAUAAAACACAGAUGUUUGCAAGGCAGAGCUCUUAAUUCCUUGUUAAAGCAUGUUUGUGGAGGUUUUUUCUUUUUUAAAGACAGCUCUCCCAAAUUGGUGGUAUUACAAAAAUGCAUAUUGUUUACAGUUGUUUAAACUGAGUUAUAAGUUUGUUUGCUUUUGGUCUUAACAGAAAAUUUUGUUCUUAAUUUUUCCCUUAACUUAUUUUUUAUUGUUAGGAGUAAGUAAAAUAUUUCUGGGACUACUCACCUGAAAGUUGACUAUAAAUAAUAUAUUUUAUAUACAUAUAUGAAAAAACCCUUGCAGCUGAUAGAUGUAGUGUACAUACAGUAAUACACAGAGAGGACUUGGUGCUUGUGGUGUAGUAUUAGGUACUAAGUAGCAGAAACUGCAUCAAACUUGAGACACAGGUGCGGUAUGUUUGGAAUUCUGGUUUUUUGUUUGUUUUUUUUUAAAGAUGCUUUUACCAGAUGUUAAAAUUAAAAGCAAUUAAAUGAGAAGA